CAAUGCGUAAAAUUGAUUGGACAAUAUUCACAACCUAAUUUUGAACAUAUCAAUUCAUGAAUAAACACGAUCGAAGUGUAUUCACUUUGAACUAAACUCGUCUAAAAUUAUAUAUAAAAUGUUAUUUUAGACAGCACUAGUUUCAGCAGAUGAGUUAAGGGUUGCCACUGUCAUAUAAUGUAAUCUAUUAAAAUGUAUCGUGCAAAUCAAAAUGGACACCCCCAAAGGGUGGAUGCUGAACCCAUUCAUCAAAAUCUGGUCAAUGGAAGGCAACCACCCCCUAUGAAUGUUCCAAUGACAGUGUCUGAACAAUUUAGAGAAUCAUGGUUGACUGCUAUUAUUGGACUUAUUAUGUUUGCAACUGGCAUGUGUCUUUUAUUCUGGAAUGAGGGAAGAGCAGUCAAAGUAGCACAUUCUUUAGAUGAAGCUUUACGAAAUGUAGCAGUGCUUCCAAAUGCAAUGAAGUUAUUACCCGAAUAUGAAGGACAUUUAAUACAUUUAUCAGGCCCAUUAAAGAUAUUGGAACCAUUAACUGAACCUGAUUAUGGUGUAAUUGUAUCAAGUGUGAAAUUAAAACGGAGAGUACAGAUGUAUCAAUGGGUUGAAAUAGAAGAAGAAAGAAGCUUUGGAGGAGUAACAGAAGAAGGAAAACAUUAUUAUUAUACAACAGAAUGGAAAGAUAAACUUGUUGAUUCUGAUAGUUUCUAUAUUAGAACUGGCCAUCACAAUCCAAAAGAAAUGCCUAUUAAAAGUCAAGUGCAAAUUGCAGAUGAAGUUAAAAUUGGAGCCUUUACCCUUGGGACUGAAUUAAAAAAGAAGUUUAAUGAUUUUGUGGAAGUUACUAGUGAUGAAAGACCUGAACGUAAAGAUAUUAAGAUGCAUUCUGGUUUAUACUAUCAUAGUUCUGAUUUAUGGAAUCCUCAGGUAGGAGAUAUACGUAUACAAUUCUCAUAUGCAGGAAAAGGAGGUGAUAUAUACUCUAUAGUUGGUAUGUUACAAAAAGGAACUAUUGUACCAUAUAUUACAUCACAUGGUGAUGAAAUUUUACUUCAAAGAAAGCAUAAGAUAUCAGUGGAUCAAAUGUUUCAUUUAGAACAUGUACACAAUUAUUGGCGUACAUGGAGUAUUAGAGGACUUGGUUGGUUAGUCUUAUUUUUGGCAGCAACAUGUUUAGCAAAUAUAUUGAGGACAGUAAUUCUUAAUUCAACAUUCUUGUGUGGAAUUAUUGCAGUUGAGUCUGUAACAAUGUCUGUAUCAAUGUCUAUUAGUUUAUUAGUAAUUGGUUUUGCUUGGGUGUGGUAUCGACCGGUAAUAGGACUCUGUCUAGCAUUAGCAUCAAUUUUACCAUUUAUUUAUUCAACAUUAACAUCAGGAUCUCAGUCACAACAACGUGAAAGUUAUAGAAGAUUAUGA
Habropoda laboriosa is the source of this 1413-nucleotide messenger RNA. RefSeq names its product transmembrane protein 43 homolog (gene Tmem43). The transcript has 6 exons. Gene Ontology annotation, cellular component: nuclear inner membrane. The record is from RefSeq and is a predicted model, not a curated record. NCBI's taxonomy places the organism in Eukaryota, Metazoa, Arthropoda, Insecta, Hymenoptera, Apidae. Bases 193 to 1413 code for a protein of 406 amino acids. Gene Ontology annotation, biological process: nuclear membrane organization.